UAGGUUAUAAACACCACUCGAUCAACACUGUCACACAGUGAGUGAUUGUGCUGCGUCAGUUGGGCCUGUUUCAGAAGAACAGCUCUACUACAAAAAGAAAGGUAGGAUUUUCUUCUGAGAACUUUUUUGUUUGUGAUAUUCUAGAAGGAUGUAAAGCAAGACUAGUUCCCUAGUUCAAUCUGUCGUUAAUCUGUCCACACAUUUCACAGUCGACCAGACUCAUCUCAAGCAACCGAAUAUGUACGCCAUCUUACUGCUGUUCCUUGUCCCAGCUGCACUGGCUUACAGUAGAGGUCCACCCGUGGCUAAUGCUGGGCUGUGUUCAGAUAUGAUUCCGACGGAUCACAACGGUGGUGUGAGUCUGGCUACAGACAUGGACAACCCGCCGUACACGAUCACCACGAGUUCGGAUAUGUACUAUGCCGGUGGUACGGUGACAGUAACCAUUGCCGGUAUGGGGGCAACUAUGUUCAAGGGCUUCUUCAUUCAAGCACGCCGUACUAAUCUCUCCAUGGACACCGAUGAAGCAAUCGGAACGUUCUCUGGUGCACCAAAUGGCACACAGCUACUGGAGUGUACUGUCGCUAAUUCGGCAUGGGGCCACUCUAAUAGCGACGAGCGGACCACGGUUGAAGCCACCUGGAAUGCCCCGAUGCAAGACGAAGGACCAAUCAUGUUCAAGGCCAUCAUUGUGAAAGGAGUGCCUAACCGGUCCCACUUUUACAUGAAUGUUACGUCUGAUGUGAUGGACUUCACCCAAACCCCUAGCACAACACCAUCAUCAACAGCAUCAUCCGUUACCGUACCACUUGUGCUGAUGACUACCAUCGCCUUGGGUCUCGCAGCCCUGCUGGCUGCCCGUCGUCAGUAAAUAAAACCACACCGGGCUGAAACUCCUAUGAAGACCAGACUUUAUGGACUCUGUGUCACUGAGGAGCAUCACUAUGGAGGACCAAAAGUUGACAACCCAUUUCCCCCCAAAACCUGGUAGAGUAAAAUUAGAAAUUAUGUUUAAAUACAGUCCCUUUUAUCAAAUUUUAAAUUUCUGCCUUCAGAAAUGUUGAUGAAAAUUGUUUGUCCACUUUUGGUACUCCAUACAUAUCUUUCAGAAUAAUAAUUUGUAUCUUUGUGCCUACUUUGUUCUCAGGGCCUAUUUUCAUAAAGCUGUCAAGUAGAACAUUUUGCUUUGCAAAUUCAUUGGGUAAGAAGAGAACGGGGUACCAGUCGAAGCAAUGGUAACUGAAUGGUAUUCCGGCUGGUAACCUAAUUAUUGUUAAGCAAAAGAGUGGUUGGGCUUAGCAAGUUUUUUUGUGCUUACAGACUUUGUGAAAUUGGGCUCAGACUAUAGGUGGCAGUAUAAUUCAUAGAUAUUCUGUAUAAUUAUAGAUAUAGUUCCCAAAUAGACGCCAUCUUUUCGGGCAAGUUGCAUUAAUUUGGCUUUCGGGAGCGUCAAGUGCUUAUACUCUUAACGCAGCCGCGUUGAUCACUGACCAAUUAUAUAAAUGGUUCUGUGAAGUGGACUUUUGCUACCGAUUUAGUAGCAAAAUACGAGAUAAAAAAAGAAAAUGGCAAUCAAGUUGUAGAAGGCACCCAUGGCUGCACCAGUGCGUGGUCUCCCCUUCAAUUCGCUUGGGAUAUCAGCUCUAUGAAGCUAUCCAAGCCACGGAGGCCUUGGCAAAAGGCUAACGCGGAACGCAUGACUGUGGUUUCAAACUGCCCGUAAAGUUGGCCGAUUUCCCUCAUAAUGCAUCCUAAUCCAGUAUGAUGAUUCUUGAUGUUGGGAUUGGGGGUUGGGGGUCUGCAAGGAGCCCAUGUGCAAUCGAACCCACGACCACACAUUAUUUUAGGAAGCACAUUGUCACAAAAUGGCGCCAGGUGUUCUUGGGUUUGAUUCUUUAUGUGGUGUUUUGUCCCGCAGUACUUUAAAAAGAAGCACAUAUAAGUCAUGCAAUACUCACAAACUGAAACAAGCAGAUUAUGUUGUAUGGCUAGCGAUUUAGUUUCAGCAUUUUGACCGAAAUACUUUUAGGAAAUACUUUAGAUGGUUUUCAAGUUUCUUUUUUGAAAUAAUAUCAUAAUAGUUGUUGUCGUGUUACUCAGUCUCUCAUUGUUGGUAAUUUCUUUAAGUAAAUAAUAUUGUCAAUGCCGGGGUUAGUGCCUUCACCGAGACGAUCUUAAGGUGGUUUAACAAACCUUGAAUCUUCUGCACCAGAAGCAGAAUUAUGACCUUUUUUUCAAAUUGUGUGUACACAU
This is a messenger RNA of Asterias rubens (European starfish), 2253 nucleotides long. RefSeq names its product putative defense protein 3. Gene Ontology annotation, molecular function: oxidoreductase activity, acting on metal ions. The record is from RefSeq and is a predicted model, not a curated record. Lineage: Eukaryota; Metazoa; Echinodermata; Asteroidea; Forcipulatida; Asteriidae. The transcript has 8 exons. Bases 239 to 871 code for a protein of 210 amino acids.